Chanos chanos (milkfish) is the source of this 3371-nucleotide messenger RNA. It is a transcript of the gene ppp1r14bb, whose product is annotated as protein phosphatase 1, regulatory (inhibitor) subunit 14Bb. Gene Ontology annotation, molecular function: protein serine/threonine phosphatase inhibitor activity. The record is from RefSeq and is a predicted model, not a curated record. Gene Ontology annotation, cellular component: cytoplasm. NCBI's taxonomy places the organism in Eukaryota, Metazoa, Chordata, Actinopteri, Gonorynchiformes, Chanidae. Gene Ontology annotation, biological process: regulation of phosphorylation; innate immune response. The transcript is spliced from 4 exons. The coding region runs from base 562 to 945 and encodes 127 amino acids.
CAGUCGGGACAGGAGAAAGGGGGAGAGAGGGAGACGAAUAGUGGCCUAUUUGUUUUCAGUUUGCGUGGCUUUGCAUAACGGUUUAAAAAAAAGUCAGCGACCUUUAACCGGUAGACAUUUUAAGGUAAGCUACCCAAACGUCCGUUUCACACGUUUUGCGCACAGUUAUUCUACAGAGAAACGAGAAGCCGUGAGAUUGAAUACCUCUUUUACUGAAAAGAGUCGAGUUUGCAGCCGGUUACUUUUAAGCCUGAGUGCGGCUAAAGCAAGUCAAAGGGACAAGGACACAAUUUUUUCUUUGUUGUGAAUACCCUGUAGCUUCUUGUGCCUAUUCUGCGGGCGAUACACGGCAACAUCAUUAUAAAUGACUAAAUAUCCACGUUGAAUUUGUUGUUUUUUUCUCAAAGUUGCCAAAUGUCACGCAAUUUUGCAUGACGGAAACAAUAGCUGAUCUCCAACUAGCUUUUUGAAUCACGCCGCUCUGGUCAGCACAACCAACACGGGGAGGCAAAUACAGCGUCCGAAAUCUCACCCGGUUCUCCUGUAGGAUCUUGGCGGACUAUGGCGGCGGUGACGAGCCCAGAGUCAAGUCCACAACCCCGUGUGUAUUUCCAGACACCUCCUGGUACCGAGGAAGCUGAGACUCCGGUUCGGAAGCAAGGACGGGUGACCGUGAAAUAUGACCGGAAAGAACUAAGGAAAAGACUGAAUCUGGAGGAAUGGAUUAUAGACCAACUAACAGACCUGUACGACUGCGAGGAGGAGGCAAUUCCAGAGCUGGAGAUAGAUGUGGACGAGCUGCUGGAUAUGCAGAACGACGGGGACCGCGCCGCUCGGGUCAAGGACCUGCUGGUGGACUGUUACAAACCUACUGAUGACUUUGUGGCUGAGUUGCUGGAUAAGAUUCGAGGGAUGCAGAAACUCAGCACACCUCAGAAGAAAUAAACACACCCACACUACCACCAACAUGACCUCUAACCCUUCCUUCCACCCCCCCACCCCCCAACAAAAAAGUCCCAAAACCUUCUCCUCUCAAUCUGGAGGUGGGCAGGGCUUUGAAUCCCUGAGCAGCUGUGAUUGGUGGAUGGUGCUGUCUUGUGACCACAGUUCCACUGCAUCAGGUGGUCAGGAGGAAAUGAGGUCGUGAUUGGAUAUAGCCAAUCAGAUUCUUAUGAGCAGGGCUUAUUUUUCCUUAUCAAAUUUAUUUUAUUAUGUUUUAAUUUUUUCUCUUUUUUUUUUGGUUGUAAACAGGGGAUAAAUGUCAUAAUUUUUUUUUAAAUGUUUUAGAAAUGGACAUAUUUCUAUACACAUUUCUCGGGAAUACUUGGCGUGGGACGGUGUAGCGGUCUGAUGUAGGGACACUGAGUUGAACAGAGUUCAGCUCUAGUUCCUUAACACUGAUACUGGAUUGUUCCGUGCUCUGUGUUCUUUAUACGACCACUCAGAUGAGCUCUCAGAUGAACUAACGUAACUGUGAAUACCAUUCACAAGCAAUGAGUACGGCAAAGAUCAUAAAGAAGCUGCCUUUUUUUCUUUUCUUUUUUUUUUUUUUUUGUAAAAAAAAAAAAAUAUUCCUCCUGUUUUUUUCUUUAAUUAUAUUUUCCCCCCUCUCUCGUAGUAUGUAGUUAAGGGCUUUGCUGGGGAGUGGGCUUGUGGAGUUUGUCUUUCAUGUAGAGUAACCAAUAAGGGGGUGGGAGAGGAGAGGAGAGGAGAGGAGAGGAGAGGAGAGGAGAGGAGAGGAGAGGAGAGGAGAGGAGAGGUCUAAAAUUACUCGAUGGAGUCUGUUUAAAGUGUGGGGCUGUCUAAAUUUGCAUAUUACCCUAAUUCCACACACACACACACACACACACACAUCCACACAUGCAGGCAUACCCCCUCAGGGAACAGCAUUAACACACUGAUCACUCACCACAGCUGUGGCUACUGAAACACACACACAUACGCACACACAUACCCUCACACAGAUGUGCACACUAGCCCUUUCAUUUAGAUAUGUGUAGACAAAGAGAGAGAGAGAGAGAGACCCACUGACCCUGCCAAGUGCUCACUUAGAAUGAAUCAUGUGACCCUGCUUUAUUAUAAUCUUGCCAAGAAGCCAUCUGUAACUUCAUCUUAGCCAAUCAACAUAGACACAAUAACAGGGCUAAUCAGUGUGUUAGAGCUGUAGACACUUACCAGUACUGCAAACUGUGUGUGUGUGUGUGUGUGUGCGUGAGGGGGUUGGGGUGGGGUGGGGUGGGGUUUGGCACGUGUGAAUAGAGGGGCCAUUUUUCAUAAUGGCCUUUUUGGGAUUACUUUAUAUCGACGUGUGCCAUUUCCUCACUCUAACUGUCUGUCUUCGACAUCCUAGCGUUUAGGCAGGAGGCCAAAUUGUUGGAGUGCGGGUAUUUUCUGUUAUUGUCCUGAGGUCAAAAACACACACGCUUGCAUGCAUGCACGCGCACACACACACACACACACACACGCACGCACGCACGCAUUGAUCUGUCCUCACAGUGCUAGACUGUUCUCCAGGCAUGCUUUGUUAGAUAUGGGAAUGCAGUCUUCAUUCUGUCAGCUACAGCUACUGAUCUGGGGUCAGUUUUCCUAAAGAGAGUGACAGACUGACAUUAUUCCAGAUAGAUUUGUCACUGCAACAUCCCCCUCUUUCUCUUUCUCUUUCUCUUUCUCUUUCUCUCACUCUUAUAGACUCUCUCUCUCGCUCUCUCUCUCUCCUCUUCUCUCCUUUGACCACCCAUCAUAUUGAAGGUACUGCUAGUGAGUCCAUCCCCACUUUUCUAUUCCUUUUUUUUUCCUCUUAAACAAGAAUCAUAACUCUCCCCUCCCUUUUUAUAUAUAUAUCAGACGAUGCCUUAGGUUAUAUUUAUGUUUCUUAAACCAAAUAUAAUGAGACAUUCAUUUUGGGGGAAAAAAUAAGAACUAUAAAAUGGAAUCUUUUGAGGCUCUAGGAAACAAAUUGUCCUUGUUAUCUUUUCUUUUGGGUGAUUCUGUUUUUUUUGUUUGUUUCUAGGAGUGGAUGUUGACUAGAUCUUGCAGAGAAUUAUAGAUGCAACUAUUAACCCUUAAAUGGAAUUGGUCAAUUUUUACUGUGUGUAUCUGAUAGUGCUGUUGACUCUUAUUUUCUAUUGUACAACGACUGCAAAAAAAACCCAACAACAACAACAACAUAAAAGAAUAAAUUGAAUUUAAUAAAAAACAAAAACAGAAAAAAAGACAUUUAUGGAAAAACGUAGGAAUUCUGCUAUUAGGAAGAGGUAAAGGAUUGUGUUUUGGAAAAUGAAAUUGAUGACAAACAUAUGUAGCAAUACUACGCUGUCCUGUUUUUCCUGAAUUUUGUUACACUUUUAUGCAACUUUAAUAAAAAGAUGUUA